Molecule: messenger RNA, 3144 nt
Organism: Sparassis crispa
Lineage: Eukaryota; Fungi; Basidiomycota; Agaricomycetes; Polyporales; Sparassidaceae
Product: Importin-13
Exons: 21
Coding region: 1-3144 (1047 amino acids)
Biological process (GO): protein import into nucleus
Cellular component (GO): cytoplasm; nuclear membrane
Source: RefSeq, a predicted model, not a curated record
AUGACAAGUAUGAACUCUGCGUUUCUGCCCGUUCUCGCGCCUGGUGAUGCUGAACGUGCUGCUCAGUUGAUUCUGCAGGCGUACGCGCCACAGAACCAUCUCACGUCGGAAGACCAGCGCAGUCUUCAGCAGGAACUGUUUGACAUUCAGAAACGUCCAGAAGCUUGGGGACUGGUUCUCCCCUUCCUAGACCAUACCGACCCUAACGUGCAGUUCUUUGGCGCUCACACCGCCCAGGUCAAGAUUGCAAGAGACUGGGAUAGCAUCGCCCCAGAUGAUGUUCUCCAACUUCGAGACAUGCUCAUAAAUAUUACGGGACGUUCAAUUGCUCUGCGGCGGAACAAAGUCAUCCUCCGUAAACUCUAUGUUGCAAUCACCUCUUUGGCGCUCAAACUGUGUCCUGGGAGCCCCUCACGGUGGCCAGAUUGGCUCAUAUACACUGUUGGCACCCUUUCAUCUCUCGGAGUACCAAGCGAACAUUUGCUGGACUUCUUGGCUAUCGUCUCUGAAGAAAUAGAGACAGCCGAUAUGCUCGGUACCAGUAAGGCCCACAUGCAGAAAACUUUGCAGGACGCAGUACCGAUGGUAACGCAAGCCAUUGCAUCUUGUAUCACGAUUCCCCGGGAGCAGCGCUCUUCCCGAGAUGUUUCUUCGGCAUUGAAAUGCCUGCAAGCUUGGUGCGGUGUACUCCCAGCAAAUGCUCUCGGUCCGCUGAUUCCGCUCUUGAUCUCUCUCUUGGAUCCAAUAUCCACCGCCCCAAUUGACUUUGAUGAGACUACUUUCAUUUCAUCCUCUGAUACCAUUCAAGAGGUCAUGACACAAUCCGCGUACAGUGCGGCAGGUUCGAGAACUCUGACAGAACCGUUGUUAUUGUGGCUUGAUCGCUACGGUAGCCUGAUAGUCGAAGACACUCUUCAUUCUGGCUUCGCCGAUGAAGUAUCCCAUUCCUUCUGCAAAUUGCUUGCUGCCAUCGGCGAACAUUCGACUAUGUACCUCGCCUCUAAGAUCACCUCUCCUGCACCGCCCGAGCCGACGCCCUCGUCUUUGCCUCUCCCCUCCCCUCUCCCCACCAGGUCGCACCUUGUACAGAAAUAUCUAAAGCUGAUGCUCGACUACACUGCGCUGCCCGGGUAUUACGGUGCAGAUGAGGAGGAGAGCGAGUUGACUUUGGGAUUCUGGUACUUGUUUCAGGAAGCUCUAUGGAGCGUCGAGUACGACACUGAGUAUGGCCAGGACGACCCGAAUGCUGUCCCUGAACAUAAACAGGAGGAGGGCCAGUGGACUAUCGCGAAAGUAGUGUAUUUCGAGCUUGUGAAAGUGCUAAGAAGGAAGGCAGCGUGGCCCGAGGCAUCUGUAUUGAGUAGAUGGGCGAGAGAUCAAAGAGACAAGUUCCAAGCCUAUCGGCGGGAUGUCGCUGACGCACUAGUCAAUGCAUAUUACGUCUUGCGCAACGAUAUGCUAGCAUACUAUGCUGACACAGUGAUUCAGCUGCUCUCGACGAGACAAGCAUCGCAGGGCUGGGAAGAGAUUGAAGGCAUAUUGCAUUGCAUAAUGGCGGUUCAGGAAGCAGUACCACUAGAAGACAAUGCUCAACUUAGAAAAGUUUUUGGCCCUCAGAUACUGGGCCGCCUCCCGUCAACUGGUAGCUCGCGUGUAAGGCGCACGGCCCUUUUACUCAUUGGCUCUUACAAUUCGUGGUUUACCACCCAGCCUGCUCAAUCGCCCGACUCGCCCACAUCAUCGCUUCUCAUGAACGCGAUAUCAUACGUCGUUUCAGCUCUGGACCAGCCGGCCCUUUGCCUUCCCGCUGCUAAUGCUCUGCGUGAUCUGUGCGAUGCUAAUCGGUCUGCUCUUGCACCCCAUAUCGGUGCCUUUGGACAGUUGCAUGCCAAUCUCAUUGGUGUUCCUGACACCGAGAAGAGCAAAGUGUUGCAAUCCAUCGCAAGCGUCAUUCAAGGCCUACCGCCUAUGGAAGAGAUUACUCCGGUCGAGGCCAUUAUAAAUCCAGUCGUUGCUAAGUUGUUUGAAGCACUUCAGUCUUCCACACAGUUGCCAGAGGAAGCGAGAGUGGUAGCCAUACAGCAACUUCAAACGAUCGCCGGGGCUGCGAGAGGUCUCACGCGCACAACAGACUCCUUGCUAAUUUUCGAUGAGUCACCCGCCGUCCAAGCGGAAGCGAAUCAAAUGCAGCAGGCGAGGAACGAUCCAAGGAUGGUUGAGCUGCGAGACGCGAUCCUCCGUGCGUUCAGGAUCACUGUGGAGCUGUGGUCCACUGACGCAAGUGUCAGCGAUGCCUUGAGUGAUGUGUUCAGGGCGAUAACUUCCCUUCCGUUCGACGUUACUCUCCUUACUCUUCAGCCAGGACCCCUUCUGGAGUUGGUUUGUAUGGCCGCCCAGACACAGCUGACGUCUGUGUGGUUAUCUCUCGCCACCAUGCUCAUUAUCCAGUUAGAUCCUCCCAUGCUUAUUCCUACAACGUUUAAGUCCAUUCCGGCAGCUGCGGCGGAAGGCAUUGUACUGAACGUACUAGGUAUACUGUCGCAAACCGUGUUGACUUACUUGAGCCGGCCUGGGGCGAUGGAAGCUAAUCCCGAUAUCAUUCAAGAUUUCUUCACAUGCACUGACAUGAUUGCGCAACACUUCGUUGCCACUUUCUACCGUUUACCACCCGACCUCUUCAAUGCACUCAUCCAAUGUGCAAUCACGUCUUUGGGACUGCAAGAACGAUAUUCACUUGUCUCUGCAUGCACGUUCUUGGGCGCACUGAUAAACCGUACAGCGGCCGUAGAUGAACUCGGCGGUGCAAAGAUGAUGCUCGGUCAAACGCACGGGAAGUCUAUCAUGGCAGCCCUACUGCACGGAUUUGCUGGGGAUGCGCCACGCUCGGCGUCACAAAAUCUCAUAGAAUUGUUGUCAGCAUUAGUGAUCAGAUACCCCGCGGACAGCAAGGGGUGGAUGACAGAGACAUUAUAUGCAAACGAUUUCAUACAGUCCAAAGCAACGAACGAAGCCAAGGACAAGUUUGUGAAGGCUGUAUUUGGGUCACGUUCUCUCAAGCGGACACGGGAGGCCGCACAACAGUUCACACUCGUCGCCAGAGGGUUGGAAGGAUCAAGCUUUGGGUAUACUUCCGUCACUAUGUGA